AUCACUGCUGACGGUUUGGGACCUGGAGGCCGUGGGCUCCUGGGGAGCCACUGGGGAGGGGGGUGGCGGCCACGUCGUCUCCCAGGAACACCUGCGGACAUAAAUAGGCAGCGAGCGAAGGCAGCCCAGCACAGUCCGCACAGCGGCCCCACACACUGUGCCCACCUGCUCCAGGAUGCCGGACACCAUGCUACCCGCCUGCUUCCUGGGCCUGCUGGCCUUCACCUCCGCCUGCUACUUCCAGAACUGCCCGAGGGGUGGCAAGAGGGCCAUGUCUGACCUGGAGCUGAGACAGUGCCUCCCCUGUGGCCCCGAGGGCAAAGGGCGCUGCUUCGGGCCCAGCAUCUGCUGCGGCGACGAGCUGGGCUGCUUCGUGGGCACGGCCGAGGCGCUGCGCUGCCAGGAGGAGAACUACCUGCCGUCGCCCUGCCAGUCGGGCCACAAGCCGUGCGGGAGCGGUGGCCGCUGCGCCGCCGCGGGCAUCUGCUGCAACGACGAGAGCUGCGUGACCGAGCCCGAGUGCCGGGAGGGCGCUGGUUUUCACCGCCGCGCGCGCGCCAGCGACCGGAGCAACGGGACCCAGCUGGACGGGUCGACCGGCGCCCUGCUGCUGAGGCUGGUGCAGCUGGCGGGGGCGCCCGAGCCCGCGGAGCCCGCCGCACCCGGCGUCUACUGAGCCGCCCGCUCCCCCCUCCCGCCCCCGCAGUCCAGAAAAUAAACCUUUUAAAAUGCA
Messenger RNA from Herpailurus yagouaroundi (jaguarundi), 733 nucleotides. RefSeq names its product arginine vasopressin (gene AVP). Gene Ontology annotation, cellular component: extracellular region; secretory granule. Gene Ontology annotation, molecular function: neurohypophyseal hormone activity; V1A vasopressin receptor binding. NCBI's taxonomy places the organism in Eukaryota, Metazoa, Chordata, Mammalia, Carnivora, Felidae. Bases 176 to 676 code for a protein of 166 amino acids. The transcript has 3 exons. The record is from RefSeq and is a predicted model, not a curated record.